UAUAUUAGGCGUGUUUUUGAAAACGUUUCCAACGACGCCGGGUUUUACAUGUCGUGUAAUUUAUAGAUGAGUAUUGCUAAUAAAAGGCAAUCUCGAGCUUCUGAGGCCAGACCUAAUGAAAGAGAUAUUUCCAGAGCUUCUGUACUGACAAAUAGAACGACACCGCGCAGUUGGAAGAAGACGGACACAGCUAAUAAGGACACAGAAAAGAUGGGUGGGGAACUUCCUCAUGUCAAAAAUUCAGGCACUGUAAAAUGUCACCAGGCUAAUCAAAAACAAGUAGCAAACAGUACAUCUCGAAAAGCCUUCAGUGACAAAUAUGCGAAAUGCACAAAUCUUGACAGAAUCAUAAAAAUUCAAACGGAAUUAAAGUCACCUAUCACUACAAAUCCUACACUCAGGUCAAAACGUGCAAUAUGCCUCAGGGAUGAAAAGGAUUUUUUAAUUAAUUUCGACAAAAAGUACUCUAUACAAAACUAUCAGCCUUUAAAGCCAAGUGAUAAUUAUUAUGUAAAUAGACCAGUUUAUAAAUAUCCCUACAAUAUGUUAUCAGCAAAAUCGAAGGUAGCAAAAAGAUUACACCUGUUAACCAAAUUGACCAAACAAUUUGUAAGGAAUAUGCAGCACCAAAUGCAAGCCAAAUCUCAGCAUGGCUUAUGCAAUGCAAUAAUGCUUCCGUGACAUUAGGCGAUACAAAGGAGACAAAUACUGAGCCGAAAAUAUCAGUUGAUAAUGUACAAACGAAUUUAGACUCAAAAAAGCACCUCACCAGUUAUAUUUCUUCACAUUCUACUGUGCAUAAAUCCAAGGAUAUUAUACCGGAAUUAAAUAAAAAGCAUACUUUCGGCAAACAAGAGACAAAAUCGACUUCACAUUCAAAAAGUCCUAACCUAAAGUGUCCUACCAAACAGUUGGUUCAUUCAAAUCUUAAAAAAUUAGAAGAACAAAGUAAACUGAGUGAUUUGAGGUAUAACCGAUACAAUACCACCUAUCAAAACCGAAAGUCAACGAAAUCAUCAGAAGACGCCUUAGAUUACAACGAAUCAGAUAUAGGCAAAAAUUGCAACAACAUAAAAUAUUAUGAUGUGAAUUCAACGAAUGCAACUGACUGGGCCAGUGUUUCUUCAUCUGAAUGGGGUGAUGAUAUGUGCGAAUUCGAUCGACAACAGUCUUUUCGUGUACAUGAAAUGUUUGAAGAGAUUGAUCGUAUUUUAUUCGAUAAUCCAAAUUUCCAUUCAGAAGAUUUGACGCUCAGGUAUAACAUCGGUGUAAAUACUACUUCUACGGUCGAAAAAGCCUAUAACCAUGAAGUGAAAUCUAAGUCUUCCAAUAUGUCUUCCUCAUACAUUAAUAAUGAUUUAAAUGCGGAAAAUUUAAGACUGUUAUGCUUAAACCCAGUGGUCAGUCUGAAUUCACCUUUCCAAUACGUCCAACAUCUUGACAAUCCAAGUGGGAUUCAAGACCAUUUGUUCUAUGAAUGUAAAGAUUGGUUAUCCAGAUUUCCGCAUUUACGUGUUGUCGGUAAACAGAUAGUCGCCUCAGAGGGCUUCAAGUCUACAACGUGUGCUGGACAGUCAGAUUGCUCUAAAUGCACUGACGUAUCGUGUAUAACGGAUAAAUCUAUGGCUAUCUGUGGGCAGACAGUCAGUGAGACGGAAUCAAGUGAUACACUAAAUAGAAUGACAAAUUCUCAAUCAGCUAUAACAGUAAACGCCAACUACAUGGACGAAGAGAUCUUUGCUAUGGAUGGGAAUUAUGAAGAACUUUUAAUUGAUAGUCAACAGAAAAACCUACCAAUGAACAGUGUAGAACGAAGAAAUAGAACACCAUCAUUUGAACAAAAGCGUCAACAGCAUCAGGAUAAGUCAUCAGUUAGUGAUAGAAGAAAAUCAAUCUCCAAAGAACAGCUGGAUAACAAGCAUCAACAUCGAAGUAACCAUCACAGUCAGCAGCCUCAGCACGAACAUCACAAGCACAAACACAAAGAACAGGCAAACGAGUGUAAUAAAAGAUACACUGUAUUAUCUGAGGUUGUGGCACAGUCAUCAAGCAACAUUAAAAUUUCAGAGAGUAACAAAACAACCACCGGUUUAGGCACUUCUCAUUCAAAAGUCAGUGUUGUUAAAAAGCAUCUGCCGAAUUCAGUUGAAAUGAUCCUAAGCGUCAUAUCACAACACUUAUGGAAGGAUCUAAUGGAUUGGUUGAGGAUCAGUUUAGUUGAAAAUAUGUAUGCAGUCUCGAAUAAAGGUGAUAGCAAUGCAAUUUAUCAAAAAAAUAUCCCCCAUCAUACAUUUCCAUUGCAUCGACUGAGAGAAAGCAUAUUAUCGCGGUGUAGUUCAUCAGUUGGCGAUACACAGAACUCCUUAUCCUUGCCGUCAUUUCGACUGUCUAAACAAACAAAGCCUGUGAACACGGAUAUGUCAACACUUGGCAGUGGUCAAACUACUGUACAAACUAGUGAGUUUAGUGCUGAGCAGCUGUCUGAUCUGCUGCAGAUUUCAACCAAAACAUUACAAAUGAGGGAAAAAUCAAUUAUUCAUGAAGUCAGUGACAACCCUAAUCGAAUACAACCGACUGCGGCGGCUAGCUACGUCGCAACAGAUUCACUGUGUAACCAUCCGUCUACUACUACUGUAACUAGUUUGCACUCAUCCUCAGUGUUUAUGACAACAACGGUCACAACAUCAGUAUCACGUGUCAGUCCACAACCUGCAGGAAGUGCUUUUGUUACACGGCCUGUCUCCAGCUUGCAUUGUAAAUCUCCACAUUAUUUAACACGUAAAUGUGUCCCUGCGGCUAGUAGUAGUAGCAGUUGUUGUUGUAUAACAGAAAUACCAAGUCAUGGCGGUUCUAGUGGUGUUGGGGUUGUUGGUGUUGCUGCUAACCUACAUCAUAAUGGGAGACUUGCCCCAUUGGAUAAAAUACGUACACCCUUACCCCCACCACAACCACAACCAAUGCAGUAUUCUUCACGCUUAGAAGAGAAUACUGUUUUCUCGCCAACAACACCAAUAACACCAACGAUACAGCUGGCGAACACCGAAUCUUCUACUCACUCAACUGGCGCAAAUGCUUUAUCGAGAUGUCGUAAUUUCAAUGGUAACCAGUUUUUGUCUUCCGUCAUAGUCGGGCCUACACCAUCGCCACCAUCUCCACUGGCAUUAACAACCGCUAAUGCAGUAGUUCAAAAUAUUCAAACGUCGACAAUACCAGCCAAUCUUGUGGGUGAUAGUGCAGCUUCUCGUAGUCUUAUUCUGCCACCGUUAUCUAAUUCUACUGUUAACGCAUCAACAGUCAACACAAUUCCAGUAUCGAAUAAUAAUUCAUCGAAUCCGUUAACUACAGGACUUAGUCUACCAAGCCCCAAAAAUAAUUUGUCUGUAGUCUCUAAAACUGGAUUUGCACUGCAUCAGCAUGGUGGACAAGUCAAUCAACAACAUCCACCAUAUCUGCAUAAAGGGAUUAGUGGAAAUUUAGUUGCACAACAGAAUACUAAUAAUAGUUCUGUAAAUACAUCUGUAUAUACUCAAAGAAUAUCAUCAAAAUCAUCAAGUCACCGUAAACAAAGUUCUACAAAACAGAUCACAUUCCCUCUACCGCCUAUUGAUACAUCCAAAGAGCGACUUGGCAACCAUCAAAAAUUAUGGCGUCCAUAUAGUUCAAGACCGUCAAUAAUAACAAAAUCAAUAGCAAAUUCUUCAAGUAUACUGACACGAGCUUGUUCGACUUUAUUAAUUCAAACCCCUGAAAUGUGUAGUGAUGCUUGUUCAGUAAAAAUAAGUCCUGCUAUUUUCAUCGGUUCAACGACGAACUGUCUAAGAAGUAAUGAUUCAGUAUCACAUUGAUGAAUUUCAUGCAUCACUUAGACGACCAUAUCAAACUAGUGCCUACUUUCAACACAAUCUACAUAAUGUUGUUCAAUAAUAACGAUAAUAAUAAUAUCUACCUCUUUCAGAGACCGGGAAAGCAAAAUGAUAACAUAUAACCGACCGUUCAUAUCUGCAAAAAACAAGUAAUCAUUUUCUAAUAUAUAUAUCCAGGGAAGUAUUCAAAAAUUGACUGUGUAUUUCAAUUCCACUGUAAAUAUGAAUAUAAACUGUAUUUGGCGUACAAAUUAAAACAAAUAAAAUAAGAGAGAAGAAACAAAAUCUUCUUAAGAUUUUU
Molecule: messenger RNA, 4164 nt
Organism: Trichobilharzia regenti
Lineage: Eukaryota; Metazoa; Platyhelminthes; Trematoda; Strigeidida; Schistosomatidae
Source: the annotation of a GenBank genome assembly